Messenger RNA from Chaetomium globosum CBS 148.51, 2505 nucleotides. RefSeq lists its product as uncharacterized. NCBI's taxonomy places the organism in Eukaryota, Fungi, Ascomycota, Sordariomycetes, Sordariales, Chaetomiaceae. The record is from RefSeq and is a predicted model, not a curated record. The transcript is spliced from 8 exons. The coding region runs from base 1 to 2505 and encodes 834 amino acids.
AUGGGGCCCACGACACCAUGCCCCUUUCCCACGGUUACAGCUGCUAUCCGCCAUGCCACCCGCAACUACCCAGCAUCGGUCGCUGCCAUUGACCUCUCUCAGGCCGACAAUCGCCGGGAGAUGUUGUACAUGGACCUGGAGAUCCGCGGCCAACAGCUAGCUCGACGCCUCCACACGGCUGGAGUUGGCCCAGAAAAUCGAGUGCCACUAGUUGUAAAACGCAGCAUCGAGAUGCUCGUUGGCAUCUACGCUAUCUUGCUAUGCGGUGCCCAGUACGUCCCAUUGGACGGCGGGGUCGUGACCCAGGCCGCCUUGGAGACGGUCAUCUCACAAUCGGGUGGUGGUUUGGUUGUUUGCACCAAGUCUACGCAGAAACGCCUACAGAAGACAGAUUCUGACACAGUUCGGGGAUGCCGCCUAAUGUGUAUCGAGGACGCAGUCGAAACCGAAGACGAGGGGAAACUCGACCCUAUCGAUCUCGCCACGCCCCAGAGCGGGUGUUACGUGAUUUACACAUCCGGUUCGUGGAAUUCCUACAGUCAAGUUGCUAGCCAGGUGCCCGGGCGAGGAGAGGCUAACUUUAGAGCAGGGACAACAGGGACACCCAAAGGAGUUGAUGUUACACAUUCCAACGUAGCCAACCUGCUGCCUGGGAAAUUCUUGGCUGUCUCUGCAAUGGCGGAACACUGUGCCUUUAGCAUGGUAAAACUUGCGGACAAGUGGGCAACACACGGAACCUACUACAACUGUUGCGGGCCAACCGAGACUACCAUUGUUAACACCAUGCUUCGACACGAGCCAGGUAAACAACUGACGAUUGGAACGCCUACGCCAAACAACUCGGUUUACAUAUUGGACGAUGAUCUCAAGCCGGUUCCCGUCGGUGGAGUCGGGACACUGUGGGCCGGAGGUCGAGGAGUUACCAGGGGCUAUGUCGGCAUGCCGGAGAUGACGGCUACAAAAUACCGCAAAGACCCAUUUGCCCUCGACGGGUCCAUGAUGUACAACACAGGGGAUCUUGGGAGGUGGCUUGAAUCCGGGGAAAUCGAGAUUAUGGGCAGAAAGGACGACCAGUCACAGGGGUUUCGGAUUGAACUCGACGGCGUCGCCCAUGUCGUGGCGGCGGCGCCUGGCGUCCAGAACGCCUACGCGAUGCUCAUCGACGGAGAUAUCCACGGCUUCCUCCACCCCGCAGACUGCAACUCGCGGGAGGUCAUGCAACACUUGGAGCAAGUUCUCCCGUAUUACUCGCGUCCGAAACACCUUCACGGCCUCGACCACAUCCCCCUCACGCAAAAUGGGAAGAUUGAUAAGGCCGCCCUGCGAACAAUUGUCAUGGAAGGACACGGACAGGAUCUCAUUAUGCCGCCCGGACAGGACACAAGCUCUUACGCGCCAUCUACAUCGACCCGGUACAAUUCGGACCAGGAAGCUGGGGUGGUCCACGUCAAGGAGAAAAACUCCACCACGUCAAUCACGAUGGCGUCCAGCACCACCACCCUCGACAUCGUCAAGCCGGAAGAAGAUACGACGAGCUUCGACCUCGAAGCCGACCUUCCAAACAAAGACAGGGCAAAGUUCUUCCGAAACCUUGUGCACCGCGCUUUCAUCCCUUACCGUUUCCUGCUUAUGUUGGUAUACCUGGGCAACAUCGGGGCGUUGGUUUCCCUGUAUGUCAACGGCAUCAAUCGCCCCUGGAUCGGAAACAUGGUCGCCAUCAACCUUCUCAUCGCGGUACUCAUCCGCCAGGAUAUGGUCAUCAACGUGCUGUACACAAUUUUCUGCUCGGUCCCCAAGAGCUGGCCUCUCUGGAUCCGGGCGUCCUGCGCCAAGAUCUACCAUCUCGGGGGCGUCCACGCCGGCGCAGCCACAUGCUCCUGGUUCUGGCUGCGGCGGGUGGCUGUCGACGCCGAGGUCCUGUCAGACCACGCGGUGCGGCUGCACUUUGGCUACACGGUGCCCGUCAACGGCACCUUCACUCGCCUGUCCUUCCGCCCGCUGAUCGAGUGGCACUCGUUCGCGACGGUGCCCGCGCCGGACCCGGUGCGUGGCCGCCCCGCGGGCUACUCCCUCGUGGUGUCUAACGCGGGGGACUGGACCAAGGCGUGCAUCAAGAAGGGCCCGCAGAGGAUCUGGGUAAGGGGGGUGCCGACGUGCGGGGUCAUGAGGAUCGCGACGCUGUUUAAGCGGGUGGUGGUCGUGGCGACGGGGUCGGGGAUCGGGCCGUUGUUGGGGCAUAUUCAGCAGCCGAGCUGUGCGACGGCGUGUUUGUGGAGUACUAAGGAUCUGGUCAAGACGUAUGGGGAGGAGUUGGUGGAUGCCGGUGAAGAGCCAGAUUCCGGGCGCGGUGAUCUGGGAUACUUCGGCUCAAGGACGGGCGGAUAUGCUCAGCUGAGCUACAACCUGGCGCGCAGCUUCAAGGCCGAGGCGGUAUCCUACAUCCCUAGCUCCCAGGACAAUGAGGAACGGGACUAUUACGGAAUCACCGUGCCACUAUCCCUCUAA